Molecule: messenger RNA, 927 nt
Organism: Hippoglossus stenolepis (Pacific halibut)
Lineage: Eukaryota; Metazoa; Chordata; Actinopteri; Pleuronectiformes; Pleuronectidae
Product: olfactory receptor 11A1-like
Exons: 1
Coding region: 1-927 (308 amino acids)
Biological process (GO): G protein-coupled receptor signaling pathway
Cellular component (GO): membrane
Molecular function (GO): olfactory receptor activity; G protein-coupled receptor activity
Source: RefSeq, a predicted model, not a curated record
AUGGAUGAUGAAGUCAAUGUAACAUAUAUAACUUUCGAUGGACAUAUGGAAGUGCAGAAAUACAGAUAUGUGUAUUUUGUGGUCAUGUUUGCAAUAUAUAUUAUAAUAAUCUUUUGGAAUUCCACUAUUGUGUAUCUUAUUGUGAUUCAUGAAAACCUCCAUGAGCCGAUGUACAUUUUCAUUGCAGCUUUGUUAAUCAACUCUAUACUUUCCAGCACAACAAUCUACCCGAAGCUUUUGAUCGACUUCUUAUCUGAAAAACAGAUCACGACUUUCCCACGUUGUCUCUUUCAAUCUGCUGUGUAUUACACUCUGGCCUCUUCAGAGUUUCUAUUGUUGUCGGCCAUGGCUUAUGACAGGUAUGUGUCCAUAUGUAAACCUCUGCAAUAUCCAACAAUCAUGAGGAAGACAACUGUAAAAGUCUUUCUCUUCACAGCUUGGUUUGUUCCUGUUUGUGAACUUGGAAUAUCAGUUGUGUUGUACGUUAAUGUAAAGAUCUGUCACGAUAGUCUGAAAGGCCUCUUCUGCAACACCUCUAUUUUCACACUUCAAUGUGUGCCCUCAAUGGCACUGUCCAUUUAUGGAGUGUUUCUGUUGCUGAAUAUUGUUCUUCUCCCUAUGCUCUUCAUACUUUUUACAUACAUCAGGAUACUCAUCAUCACUUACAGAAGUUUUAAAACAAUAAGGAGAAAAGCUCUACGGACCUGUUUACCUCACCUGCUGGUUCUAAUCAACCUUUCCUGUUUUACUGCGUAUGACGUCAUUGUAGUUCGACUGGAAUCAGAUAUACCAAAACUUGCCCGUUUGAUAUUGACAUUACAAAUAAUGGUGUAUCAUCCUCUCCUUAAUCCAUUUAUAUACGGACUGAAAAUGAAAGAAAUCUCCAAACACCUCAAACAUUUGUUGUUCCAGGUCGAAUCACAUUAA